AUGGGGCUGAACAACAACAUCCAUGCCAUACUCGAACGAAUAAUUCCCUUGCGUGGAAGGAGGCCAGCCUUUCUCGAAUUCCGCUCGUCCAAGGUCUUCAUCGUAUUCGCUGUCUGCUGGUCUGUCUUCACUGAUGUAUUCCUCUACGGAGUCGUCGUGCCCGUCAUUCCCUUCGCCCUCCAACAACGGGUUCACGUGGCCCACGCAGAUACGCAGCGUUGGGUUUCCGUCCUGCUCUCCGUAUAUGCCGCUGCGUUGCUAUUCUUCGCCCCCAUUUGUGGCAUCAUGGCCGACCGGACGAGCUCUCGCCGUGGACCGUUCCUCGCGGGACUCGUCCUCCUCACUGGAUCAACUUUGAUGCUGUGCGUGGGCAAGACCAUCCCCGUGCUGGUAGUGGGAAGGUUGCUGCAAGGUGUGUCGGCGGCGGUGGUGUGGGUGGUCGCCUUGGCUCUCAUGGCAGAUACGGUGAGUGAGCAGGAAUCCGGUCAGGCGAUUGGCUAUGUCAGCCUUGCGACCUCGUUGGGCGUCUUGGUGGCUCCGCUGAUUGGUGGUGUGGUAUACGAGCGGUCGGGAUACUACGCUGUGUUCGGAGUCACCUUUGCCGUGAUCGGAUUCGACAUCCUUUUGCGGCUGGCCUUGAUUGAGAAGAAAAUCGCUGCGAGGUGGCUCGACUCAGACACUGCCACAGAUCAGCCUACCUCAAUUGCUCCCGCUCAGCAGCAGGACAUUGAACUGGCGGAUCGAAAAGAAUCGACCGCUAUCGUUGAGAAAAGUGCGAAUACGGCGGUCGCCGAGCCUUGCAACACGCGCCCUGCCCGAAAACUACCAUCCAUGCUGAUUCUGCUCAAGUCGCGACGUAUUCAGGUUGCAUUUUGGGGGAAUCUUGUCGGGGCCAUGACCUUUACCGCCAUCGACACCACUCUUCCGUUGUAUGUAAACCAAGUUUUCGGCUGGAAUUCUCUUGGGGCCGGAUUGGCUUUCCUGGCUUUGAUUGUGCCGGGCUUUGCAGGUCCAUGGAUAGGACAUUUGACAGACAAAUACGGCCCACGCUGGAUUGCAGCGUCCGGGUUGGUGCUGUCGGUGCCUUUCUGGGUGCUGCUGCGGCUGGUUGACCAUGACACAGUCGGCCAAGCAGUUUUGCUCUGUGCGCUGCUGGUGCUUCUAGGAAUAGCAACCGCGCUUCUCCUAACGUCAUUGAUGGCGGAAUUCAGUAAAGUGUGCGACGCAAAGGUGCGACAGGAGCCGGAUGUCUUUGCAGGGAAGUCUGCUUAUGCCCGGAGUUAUGGCAUCUUCAAUGUGUCAUGGGCCGGCGGUAGUCUGCUCGGACCAUUGGUAUCUGCCGCGGUCAAAAGCGCUGCAGGCUGGAAGACAAUGACGUGGACAAUGGGACUUUGGUGCGCCGUAGGGAUUCUGCCUACCAUUCUGUAUUCGGGAGGUAUGAUCACAAAGGGGAAGAGACAGACGAAUAGUGGCGGAGUGGUUGGGGAUGAACGUGCCUGA
Cladophialophora psammophila CBS 110553 is the source of this 1500-nucleotide messenger RNA. RefSeq lists its product as uncharacterized. The transcript is spliced from 2 exons. Lineage: Eukaryota; Fungi; Ascomycota; Eurotiomycetes; Chaetothyriales; Herpotrichiellaceae. The record is from RefSeq and is a predicted model, not a curated record. Bases 1 to 1500 code for a protein of 499 amino acids. Gene Ontology annotation, biological process: transmembrane transport. Gene Ontology annotation, molecular function: transmembrane transporter activity.